Messenger RNA from Dimorphilus gyrociliatus, 724 nucleotides. Lineage: Eukaryota; Metazoa; Annelida; Polychaeta; Dinophilidae. The record is from the annotation of a GenBank genome assembly.
AAUGCAGUUGUCCUAUUCUGGAAAAUCGACUAUAGACACAUUUCUAGAUAAUAUAAGGAAUAUUAAAAAUGGCGAACAAGCCAACUACUUUACUAUUAUCUUUAGGGAUCAUUACUUUAAUGAUAUAUUACCAAUUCUUAAGAAUGAAAAGAAUAAAUUAAGACAAUUUCUAACCGCAAUAAUUGAAAAUCCUUUCAAGGAUAUCUGCAAAGAAUUCUUUGAAGAUUGCGUAGAACGUUCGCAAAUGGUUAAUAUUCAAGGGGACGCUGAUCUAUUCUUGAUGUCAUUUAAUUUAAUGUACAUGUACCAAUGGGGUAAUAGCAGGGAAGCCAAAGAAGCAUUUGGAGCAAUUGGUACAGGAUAUUGUCAAUUAAUUAAAAAUAAUAUCGAAAUCCCAAAAAUAAAGACCUAUUUAAACGGCAUUGUGGAAAAGGCUUUUGAUUUUAAUAGCGUCGCUUAUCAAGAGGCUUGUUCUCAAUUUUUAUACGAAUUAGAUUGGAAGGAUGACUUUAGAACCUUUCAUAAUAUACUGAAAAAACUUCGAAGGAACGUUGAACGAAACGCGAAUCUUUUCUAUAGUCAAGAUUCAAUUGUUUGGAUGACUCAACUUCUCAUUGAAAAGAUGGAUGCUUGUAAUAGUAAAAGUGAAAGGUUUAAGGAAUUGACGGAUAGUUACGGUAAUUUAUUCAACGCUUGUUACGGUAAUAAUGUUACCAAUAAAUAG